Messenger RNA from Soboliphyme baturini, 270 nucleotides. Lineage: Eukaryota; Metazoa; Nematoda; Enoplea; Dioctophymatida; Soboliphymatidae. The record is from the annotation of a GenBank genome assembly.
AUGCAAGAGAAGCCCACAGUAUGCAUCGGCAUUGUUAGGAGGGCGUCUAUAUGUGACGGUGGCAAAGGAGGGCCGGGGAGGCCGGGUGGCAAGCACGAGUGCGCCCUCGUAUUGUCCCCUCCGCAUCCGACUGUAGGCAACGUCGUGCGCAUUGUGCGCGGACCGGCGCCGACACUCGUUCUCGUGUUCCUCUUCCGUGUGUACAAAGUUGCCUUGGCCGACGACGACAGCAACACGAACCCGAACCCGGACCAAGUCUCAGCACUAUGA